Molecule: messenger RNA, 9257 nt
Organism: Planococcus citri (citrus mealybug)
Lineage: Eukaryota; Metazoa; Arthropoda; Insecta; Hemiptera; Pseudococcidae
Product: pikachurin-like
Exons: 13
Coding region: 702-3281 (859 amino acids)
Molecular function (GO): calcium ion binding
Source: RefSeq, a predicted model, not a curated record
UCUAUACAACUUUAAUCGAAUUCGAAUCCGCCGGCGCGCUGUUCUCUAUACUAAAGCGUCAGUUCGGUUCGUCGUUCUCACUUUCGAAUGCGCUUUCGCUUUUCAAAAAUUACCCUCGUUUGCUUGUUCAUUCGUUGAAAUUUGUGUUAACUUAGUGUGUUUUUUGUUUCAUUUUUUUACAUUUUACUCCUUUUUAUUUUUUGUAACCAUACGUACUCGGAGAUGUUUAUUAUUCUUACGUAAUUUCUCGAAAACCUACAUUCGUAACGCGUACAUUUACCCGAUUGCUUUUCUUGAUGUUAUUUUAUCGUAUUUAAACGCAGUCUCGAGUGUUUAUGUUGAUCGUAUCGUGUCGCGCCGUUUAUAGUUAGUGUGGAGUGUGACGUGAUUAUGUCUACAUUAUGUAGAUAGUAUAAUAUCGGUUUCGGAGUAAUCGAGUUGAAGUUUCGAGUGAAAAUCGGUCAUUCGAAGGAUCAAGAAUUAAAUCAAACAGGAAAAGGAGAAGGUCCCCUCUUAUCAAACGUACCCACACACAAACAUAUCAAGAAGAGAAGCUGAAGUCGAAUAUCAGCAAUCGUCCAAUUCAAGAGCAUGUAGAUCGGAUAAGUUGACGCGAUAAGCAUUUCAUCGCGUUCAUUUUUAGAGAAAACGACCCGAAGAAAAUGUAAUAUCUGUUGAGGAAAUAUCAAAGGUUGCUAAAAAUGGAUGUUGUGACUAGAUCGCUGUUUGCAUUCUUCCUUAUUUCGUUUGUAUCUUCGAAAGAUACGCUGACGGUGGAAAACACACAGUUUGAAGCAGCUUUUCAAGGACGAUGUGACCACGACAGUCCUUGCGAACACCUGUGUUAUGAAUUGCACGACGGUAUGUUUGAAUGCGACUGCAGAGAUGGAUUUGUUCUUCAUACCAACGGAUAUAGUUGCUUACUGAUAAAUGGCACCAGCGAACCAAUCAUAAAGAAUAACAUAUCAGAAGUAGACGACCGAGCCGAUAUAAUAUAUCAAAAAGAUACCUCAUUCUCGGCCGUCUUAGACACUCGUAAAGAAGCUGCCCCCGUAGAUAGUAACGCCAUCGAAGAUGCAGUUCAUUUCAUCACAUCGACAGCAUCUACCAGCAGUAUCUCCAUUUCUUCUCCUUCAGCUGCUGCUGCUACCAGUACCACCAAUUCGUCUGUUAUAUCAACCAUCACUGAAUCUUCCACUGCUAAUACGAGUAAUACCAGUACGUUUGCAAGAUCGUCGAGCAAUCAAAACUUAGUACGAAAUAGUGACUCCACAACGUGCCUUAAAAAUUGCGGUGCUGGUACUUGCAUUGUUCAAGUAUCCGAUGCAGAUACGGAUUCUGAUGCGGAUGCUGAUGAUGAGUCGAAUCAACGUUGCCAGUGUGUGCUGGGGAAAAGUGGUCCUAAUUGUCAGACAGACGUGGAAAUCAGAAUACCUCGAUUUUCCGGCCAAAGUUGGUUAGCAUUUCCAGCUCUGCGAGCCGCUUACAAACAUAUCCAAUUAGAAAUCGAAUUCAGGCCCGAAAGUUGGGACGGUAUCUUAUUUUUAACCGGCGAACGAGACGACCUAGCCGGAGAUUUUGUUUCCGUCGUAUUGUACGAAGGUUUCGUUGAAUUUAGAUUCGAUUGCGGCAGCGGGGUCGGCGUUGUUAGAUCGGACGAAACUGUUCUGCUGAAUAAAUGGAAUAAAUUGACCAUCUACAGGCAUCGAUGGGACGCCUGGAUACAGCUUAACAAAGGCAAACAUAUUCAAGGUCGAUCUAAAGGAUUAUUUUCACGUAUUACUUUCCGCGAACCAGUUUUCAUCGGUGCUCGAGGUAAUACGACUGUGUUAAGUGACAAAAUGCCCACCGAUCGAGGUUUCAAGGGCUGUGUUCGAUACUUGGAGAUCAACGGAGUGCUAUAUAAUUUCGCAGCGUCUCCUUUAGGUGAUGCAGUCGCCGGAUUCGAUGUUGAGGAAUGUGUCGCAGACAGAUGCAGUAAUAUUCCUUGUAAACAUGGCGGUAAAUGUGUGACGAGUGACGAUUCAGCCACUUGUUUAUGUCCAUUGGGCUUCAUCGGAGAUUUAUGUGAAACUAGGUUAGAUUUACAGGUGCCAAUGUUCAACGGUUCGAGCUAUCUCAAGUAUCACGGUCUGGGUUACAGCAGUUUAUCGUGGCUGGACAUCGAAAUGAUCCUGAAGCCGCUUUCGGCCGACGGUGUGAUUUUAUACAACGGUCAUAAAAUUGACGGAAUGGGUGAUUUUAUCGCUAUUUACAUGUCGACUGGUUAUUUGAAUUUCGCCUUUGAUUUGGGUACCGGUGCUGCUACUUUGAGGAGCGCUUAUCCAAUCGCUUUGGACGAAUGGCAUACGUUGAAAAUAUCACGAACUGGACGUUUAGCGGUGAUGCGAGUUGACUCGCAACCUUAUACCCAAGUCAUGACCCCUGGAGCUUUCGUACAGCUUUCGCUGAAUUUGAAUUUAUACGUCGGUGGUGUGCCGAAUUUCGACAUCAUUUCGCCUAAAAUUAAGACCACCGCUUCUUACGUUGGCUGUAUACAAAAAAUCGUGAUCAAUGAAAAACCCAUGCAUAUUUUGGCCGAAGCGUUAGCCGGACUCAAUAUGGAUAACUGUCCGCAUCCUUGCCUGGCUAAGCCUUGCGGUCUAUACAAUGAUUUACAAUGUGAACCCUUGUACGAUUCGUAUAAAUGUGUUUGCCAACGGAACUGCUGCUCAGAGUUGUCAGACACCGUCAGUAAUGUGGCCACCUUUAACGAAGAUACUUUUUUACAUUAUGUUGAUCCAGAGCUAAACAGAAGAAUCGUCAGUGACAGAGUAAGCAUCAAUAUGCGAUUCAAAACCACUUCAGUUAUGGGCUUAUUAUUAUGGCAUGGCAACGCAGCAGCCACAUCUUUGAAUUCAAACAAGGACUUUUUAUCAUUGGCCAUUGUAAACGGCUACCUACAAUUAUCCUACAACGUUGGCAAUGGUCAGGUAUCCUUGAUGUAUAACAGCACUAGAGUUGAUGAUGGGCAUUGGCAUCGUGUCAAUAUAUUCAGGGAAGUCUACGUAGCUAGUUUAAUGGUAGAUAAUGGAGAAGCAAUUGUUAGUAAAAUGACGGGUCCUUUAAGACAGAUGAACUCUGAUUCAGGACUUUAUAUAGGUGGCUUAGAAAGUGAAUUCAUGAGAAGCAAUUUCAAAUACAACAAAGGAAUCAGAGGAUGCAUUUCAGACUUCGUAGUGAACUCCGACUAUCGCGUAAAACUAUCGUGGAAACAAGAAGACGUCGUAUUAUGCGAAUAGUACCUACUUAGAUAAUAUUUCUCCAAAUCUCAACCACCUACUCGUACCUAUUUAUAAAGGAUCUGGGUAGCACGACGAGUACGAGUAAUCUCAUAUAUCGUUUGUUUAUUGUAAUUGUAAUAGUCAAAUUGUUCAACGUCCGUUUAUCGUUUUAUACUCUCACGUACAUAUAUGUCAUAUAUUUUGCACCACUUUGUGCAAAGUAAUAAAAGUAUGCAUACAUUAUGAAUAUAUAGAUACGUAUGUGUUUUUUUCUACGUAAUAUUUUCCGACAACUAAUUAUUUUUAUACGAUUUUCCUCUCUUGUCUGUUUCCUUAUUUCUUUACCUACCUAAAUCUCUCUCUCUCUGUCUGUCUAUGUAUAACUUUUUAUACUUACAUUAUAUCAGUAUUAUUAUCAUGUACUAAAAUAAUAUCAUUCAUUUGUAAUGUACUAAUUUGCUUAUAAAGUGACGAUUUUUUUUUUUAGUCUAAUUUCCACAUUUCGAGGUAAGUAAAAUAAUAAUUUAAAAAAAAAAAUGGACGAUGAGGCAAUCGACAUUAUAUCCGUUUAUAUUUAAGUAAUACUUCUGUGAUACACUCUUUUAUGUAACGGACUUAUUUCUACUCGAUGCAAAUUAAUUAAUAUGUAAGUUUAAUUCUAGUCAAUCGCCCCAUAUAUCAGUUUAAAGUGUGCGUUUUUCUCUCCUUAUUUUAACAAGUACUUGUUCGCACAGUCUCGCAUAGGUAAAAAAAAAAAGUGUGCUAAGAAUUUAUUUAAGCGAGUCGCAGUUGUUUGUUCUUUUUUCUGUUCUGUUAUUUUCUUUUCUUGGUAGACGACUAGAUAAGUUUCGUGAAUAGGUAUUACGAGUGCAUAUAUUUCGUUAAUUGGUUAUAUUUAUGAAUGAAUGUGAUUAAGACGAUCAAAAGUCAAUGAAAAUGUGUAGUUUGUAAUUUUAAACUUUAAAUUUUUUCAAUAUCAUCAUUGGACUAUCAGCACAUCACUGUAUCUUAAUACCUUAUACUAAUUAACCUAUUCGUACAUGUUAUAUGUGUACUUGAGUAUUUACCUAAUACCUACUUACGUUUUACUACAUAUCUACGAAACUUUUGUGCCUCUAUAGUUUUAUGUACUUAAAUAAUGUGCUCUAUGAAUUAAUAUUCGACAUAGUUUAGGUACCAUAUCUACGAAGUAGGUUAUUCUUCUCAUACGUAUUUGUGCAUGCCGGUGUACCCUUGACGAGUACAUUAGAAAAUGUAUUUAUUUUAGAGAAGAUGCAUUUUUUAGACCUUAAUAUUGUUGCAAUUUUUGGGAAAAGAAUCGACUGAAAUUUAUUUAAAAUGAAUGAAGAACUGUUGACGUGUGAUAAAAUAUAGAGGAAAAAUUAGAAUACCUUUCGUGAUUUUUAUUCCAUUCUCUGCCUUUUCAUGCAUAUCAGAAUUAUUGUUCUUCCUUAUAUUUUAACCUAUUUCGUUUAUUCUCAACAAGUCUUUGGUUCUGAAUAUAGUUUUUUUUUCUUUUUUUUUGUCAGAAUGAUUUUUUCCCGAAAAAAAACUUGGAUGGAAUUUAUCUCAAGUCGCAGUUGGAUACUGUAAAAAAAUGUUUCUUCUCUAUUAUAUAAUCAAAUCAAAACGACAAUAAUUUAGCUGCGAAAAUAAUUAUCUAUGCAGCCUAUUUAGAUAAAUUAACAACCUUGGUCAGCGCUACGUUUAUAUAUUUUAUGCCAUUUAUUUUGAUAACGGUUCCAAAUGUAGUAUGCCUAGUAAUGAAUAUUAUAAUUAUUUAAAACGAGCUCAGUUUAAAUCUGGUUCAACUUUUUGAAGUGUUCUAUUCAAAUUUCAUUCUUUUUUCCCAAGAAAAUUAGCUCAUUUUCUCCUUAAUUUUUCGAAGUACGUAAAUCUCUGAGUCAGAAAAAAAAUGUGUAAUAUAAAUCUCUUUAAAAUUUGCUGGAACUGAGAGUUUUUACUGAGGGCAUCUCGUAAACAAAUGGAAAGUACAUUUUCAACAAUUCAAAAUCAAUGUCCACGUUUUUGCUAAGAUUGUAAAUUUUGUGAGAAAAAUAACAGGUAUCAUUAAAAAAAUAACUUAAUUAAACUAAAAUUUGCAAAAAAAAUUCACAAAAAAUCGCAUCAUCAAUUUUAAAUAUUAUGUUUUAUUCUUUUGGAAAAAAAAACGAAAAACACCAACAAAAUUUAUCUGAAAGUGAUGAAAUAUCAAAUUUUAGCAAAAUAUAGCCAUAAUAAUUUACAUAACACAUAAAAAUGCAGUAAAAAAAUUUAAAAUCGUUUUUUCAAAAAUCUCAAAAAUGCGAUUUUGAAUAUUUUAGGAAAAAUGGGGACGUUUUGACAAUUUUGACCAAAAAAGAGGUUUUGAGAUAAUUUUGACCAAAGAAAAGCAUUUUUGGGAAAUUUUGACAGUUUUGAUAAAUUUUUGUCAAUCUUAGCAAAAAAAAUGAAACUGAAAAUUUCAGGAAAAAUGAGGACUUUUUCGGCAAUUUUGUGCAAAAAUGAGUUUUGAGGACAAUUUUGACUUUUAUUGACCAGAAAAAAGAAGUUUUAGGAAAUUUUGACGGUUUUGUCAACUUUUUUGUCAAUCUUGUAUUGUAAAUAUUUUGGGGAAAAUGAGGACUUUUUGACAAAUUUGACCAAAAAUGAAGUUUUGAGACAAUUUUGAUCAGAGAAAAGAAUUUUUGGGAAAUUUUGACAAUUUUGUCAAUUUUGUCAAUUUUCUUGUCAAGUUAGAUAUCAAAAAAAAUGUGACCUACAACAUUUUAGGUAAAAUGAGGACUUUUUGACAAAUUUGACCAAAAAUGAAGUUUUGAGACAGUUUUGAUAAGAGAAAAGAAUCUUUGGGAAAUUUUGACAAUUUGGUCAACUUUCUUGUCAAGUUAUCAAAAAAAUGUGACUUACAAAAUUUUAGGUAAAAUGAGGACUUUUUGGUAAUUUUGUUCAAAAAUAAGAUUUUUGGGCAAUUUUGAGCAGUAAAAAGAAGUUUUGGAAAAGUUUGACAUUUUGGUCAAUUUUGUUAAUUUUCUUGUCAAGUUAGAUAUCAAAAAAAAUGUGACCUACAAAAUUUUAGGUAAAAUGAGGACUUUUUGACAAAUUUGACCAAAAAUGAAGUUUUGAGACAGUUUUGAUAAGAGAAAAGAAUCUUUGGGAAAUUUUGACAAUUUUGUCAACUUUCUUGUCAAGUUAUCAAAAAAAUGUGACUCACAAAAUUUUAGGUAAAAUGAGGACUUUUUGGUAAUUUUGUUCAAAAAUAAGGUUUUUGGGCAUUUUUGAGCAGUAAAAAGAAGUUUUGGAAAAUUUUGACAUUUUUGUCAACUUUUUCUGUCAAUUUCGACAAGACUUGUGAUUUGGAAUAUUUUAGGAAAAAUGUGCCAAAUGUGGACUUUUUGACAAAUUUGACCAAAAAUGAAGUUUUGAGACAAUUUUGAUCAGAGAAAAGAAUUUUUGGGAAAUUUUGACAUUUUUGUCAACUUUUUCUGUCAAUUUUGACAAAAAUUGUGAUUUGGAAUGUUUUAGGGAAAAUGUGGGCUUUUUAACAAAUUUGACCAAAAAUGAAGCUUUGAGACAAUUGUGAUCAAAGAAAAGAAUUUUUGGGAAAUUUUGACAAUUUUGUCAACUUUUCCUGUCAAUUUUGACAAAAAUUGUGAUUUGGAAUAGGUAUUUUAGGAAAAAUGUGGGCUUUUUAACAAAUUGAAAUGAGGACUUUUUUUGACAAUUUUGACCAAAAUGAGGUUUGGGGACAAUACUUUCUUGUCAAUCUUAGCAGAAAAUGAGACUUUGAAAAUUUUAGGAAAAAAUGAGGACUUUUUGAUAGUUUUAUCCAAAAAAGAGUUUUUGGGACAAUUUUUACAUAAAAAAAGAAGUUUUGGAAAAUUUUGACAAUUUUGUCAACUUUUUUGUCAAUCUGUGAUUUGUAUAAUUUUUGGAAAAAUGAGGACUUUUUAGCAAUUUUGGCCAAAAAUGGUGUUUUGGGGGCAAUUUCUACUAAAAAACAGAAGUUUUGGGAAAUUUUGACAUUUUUGUCAACUUUUUUUGUCAAUUUUUACCAAAAAUGUAAUUUUGAAUAUUUUAGGAACAAUUAAGACAUUUUGACCAUUUUUCCCAAAAAUGAAGUUUUGGAACAAUGUUAAGCAGAGAAAAGAAUUUUUGGAAAAUUUUGUACAGUUCUGACAACUUUCUUGUCAAUGUUAGCAAAAAAAUGUGACGUUCAAAACAGCUGCAGAAAAAAUGAGGACUUAUAGACAAUUUUGCCCAAAAAUGAGGUUUUAGAACAAUUUUGAGUAGAAAAAAGAAUGUUUUGUCAAUUUUGACACAUUUGCUUAAAAAUCAGGCUUUACAACAAUUUUUGACAAAAAACAUAAUGAACACAGGUUUUAUUAUCGUUUUUAAUUUUAAGAUCUUUUUUUGAUUUUUUUCUCCUUUCAGCAAACUUUGAGAACAUUUCCAUUAUCUUUUUUUUUUUUUGUAGUUUUCAAUGAUUUGAAUUCUUUUGAAGUACUUUUCUGUUGUUUUUAACAGUUUGAAAUUACUUUUUUUGUUCAUCAGUAUUGGAUGUUUUGCAAUUUUUACGAGUUUUAUCAAAUUUUAAUAAAAUUUCACGAGUUUUGAAUAAUUUUACGGUUCUUAAAAUGUUUUAUGUUUUUAUUUCAUCAGUUUUUGAUUAUUUUUAACAACUUUAAAGUACUUUUUCAAAUUUUUUAUGUCAUUUUUUAUACGUUAUUAUAACAAUUUAAUAACAAAUUCUGUUCCCAGCCAUAAAUUUGAAUACGGGAAAGGAGCCACAGAAAAAGGCCUCUAUUUAACGCCUUGCAACUCGAGUUCUUUUUCCAUUCAGUGACGUUAAUAAAAUUGCCUAACCUGUUCGCCGUAAAUACAUUAUUUUAAUCACACAAAUUGUGAAACGUUUGUAUUUAUCUGGCGAAUCUUGAACCUUCAAUGAGAUUUUGAUAUUUUCAUUACAUAAUAGUUUUUGAAACCCCAAAAUAUAAAAAUUUAUUUGGGAAAUUCAAUCACAUUACUGGGCAAAUUAUAAUUCGAACUUGUUAUCAACUCAACUCGCAAUAUUUACUCUCAGCUCUAUUUUACCUCAAAUUAUCAUCUCUCAUCCUUUACCUGUCUUCUUCGUUUCUCUCUUCAUUGUUGACUUCAUAAAACGAUUAACGAGCGCAAAACGCCGGCUUAUUUUAAUUUCUAAGGUCAAUUAAUUACGCAACGAUGUUCAAUCAUGAUAAAAUUUGUAAAUACACCUUUUAUUAGUUGUUAUCUCUCUUGUACUGUUUUUAGUCAUCGUUUGUAAGACUCGUAUCAUGAUAGUGCGAUGCGGCGGCAUAUCCGGCGAAAAGUUUUCAUUUCCGGAUAGCCUGCAGCUUGAUAGGUAGUACCUAUUCGUUAUUAUUUAGAAUAAUUUUUUUCUUUUUCUUUACCUACCUAAUCAUAUAGGACAUCAACACGAAGCAAUAUUGACGACUUACUGAUUACCCAAACUUGUACCUACUACAUAUUAUAAAUGUACUAUACCUGUAAGAGCUGUUUUUGAAGUAAAUUUUUCUUCAAGUUCAAUCAUCGUUUCAAAUACUGAUUAGUUUAUGUAUCAUGUGAACCUAUCUUUAGCUAUUUGUUGAAUUCGAUAUAAAUGCCAGAAAUCAGAUUGCGAGUCAUUUUUCACUUUUUUAUUGACAUCUGAUUUGAUAUUUAUGUUUUUCUGAGCGUUAUAUUUCACAAUUGCAGUAACACCAUAUAAACAGGACACCUUGUAUGUUAUGUACAUAUCCAUGAUACAUAAUGAUAAUGAUGUUUUGUACCGCAUUUCCAUAGUGUACCUAAUCGUAUAUCGAUGGCUUUCUCAUUAGGUUUUCUUUUUUCAUUGUUUUCUUCGCAUUUUUUAUUCAUUUAUUAUUUAUUUUUUAAUAUUUUAUUUUGUACAUCCAUCACGAAAUAUUUUAUUUGUUAAUUUAUUUCUGAUCUGUUGUCAAUAAACGACGAUUCUUA